AUGGUUAUUGGACACAAUUCUAUUCUCUUCUCAUGUUUUCUUUUUUUAAUUUUUAAAUUGUUUGAAUGUUUAGAUGCAAAAUCUUUUGAGACAUCGUUGAAGUCAGCAGUUUCGCCAGUGAAUGGCUCAAUAUUCAGUCAACGGACCGACGCCUCCUCUGCCGAACAGUAUUUUCAGUUUUAUGGCUACAUGUCUCAGCAGCAGAAUAUGAUGCAGGAUUACAUUAGGACAUCCACCUAUCAGAGAGCCAUGCUUGACAACACCAUGGAUUUUAAGGACAAAGUUGUGUUGGAUGUUGGAGCAGGAUCAGGCAUUCUAUCAUUUUUUGCAAUACAAGCAGGUGCUAAAAAAGUUUAUGCUAUUGAAGCUUCAAGUAUGGCCAAACAUUGUCAAACUUUGGUGAACAACAAUAGACUCUCGGAUGAGGUUAUUGUCAUUGCUGGAAAAAUAGAAGAGGUAUCUCUACCGGAAGAAGUUGACGUCAUCAUAUCCGAGCCCAUGGGGUACAUGCUCUUUAAUGAGCGCAUGCUCGAAACAUUUCUGCAUGCUAAGAAGUGGCUUAAACCAAAUGGCAAGAUGUUUCCAACGCAAGGUGAUCUUCAUAUUGCUCCAUUCACUGAUGAAACACUCUACAUGGAACAAUGCUCCAAAGCUAACUUCUGGUAUCAGAACUCAUUCCAUUCGGUUGAUCUCUCAAGCCUGAGGGAGGCUGCCAUACAAGAAUAUUUCAAGCAACCCAUUGUGGACACGUUUGAUAUCCGAAUCUGUUUGGCUAGAUCCAUAAAAUACUCCGUCAACUUUGAAACCGCUCGUGAAUCUGACCUCUACAACAUUGAAAUUCCUCUGAACUACGUCGUCCUUCAGUCUGGCACUGUUCAUGGUCUUGCUUUUUGGUUUGAUGUCGCCUUCCUUGGUAGUCAAACUGCUGUUUGGCUGUCGACAGCUCCUACCCAACCUCUUACUCACUGGUACCAAGUUAGAUGCUUGUUGCAGACACCGAUAUUUGUUAAGCAGAGCCAAACAUUAUCUGGAAAGGUGGUCCUCAAAUCUAAUAAAAGGCAAAGUUAUGACGUUGAAAUCAGCUUGGGUGUACCAGGCACCACCAUCAAAUCUACCAACAGUUUGGAUCUGAAGAAUCCAUUUUUCAGAUACACAGGCCAGCCCCCUCAACCUCCUCCAGGGACAAACAAUGCAUCCAACGAUGCAUACUGGAGUCAGCAAGAUGUCAACAGUUAG
Molecule: messenger RNA, 1236 nt
Organism: Helobdella robusta
Lineage: Eukaryota; Metazoa; Annelida; Clitellata; Rhynchobdellida; Glossiphoniidae
Exons: 10
Coding region: 1-1236 (411 amino acids)
Biological process (GO): peptidyl-arginine methylation
Molecular function (GO): protein-arginine N-methyltransferase activity
Source: RefSeq, a predicted model, not a curated record